Molecule: messenger RNA, 1209 nt
Organism: Egretta garzetta (little egret)
Lineage: Eukaryota; Metazoa; Chordata; Aves; Pelecaniformes; Ardeidae
Gene: SS18L1
Product: SS18L1 subunit of BAF chromatin remodeling complex
Exons: 11
Coding region: 1-1209 (402 amino acids)
Biological process (GO): positive regulation of dendrite morphogenesis; positive regulation of transcription by RNA polymerase II
Cellular component (GO): nucleus
Molecular function (GO): transcription coactivator activity
Source: RefSeq, a predicted model, not a curated record
AUGUCGGUUGCCUUUGCUUCUGCUCGCCCAAGAGGCAAAGGGGAGGUCACCCAGCAAACUAUCCAGAAGAUGCUAGAUGAAAAUCACCACCUAAUACAAUGUAUUAUGGAUUAUCAGAGCAAGGGGAAAACUGCAGAAUGUACUCAAUACCAACAGAUCUUGCACAGAAACCUGGUCUACUUGGCAACAAUAGCAGAUUCUAACCAGAAUAUGCAGUCCUUGCUUCCUGCUCCACCAACGCAAAACAUAAACUUGGGCCCCGGAGGAAUGACUCAGAGUGCAUCCAACCAAUCUCUCCAUUCACAGAGCAGUCUCAGCGAUGCAAUUGGGACGGGCCUUCCUCCUUCCUCCCUCAUGCAGAGUCAGAUUAGCAAUGGUCCUAAUCACGUGUCUAUGCAGCAGUCAGGCCAGAACACUAUGCCCACGACCUCUCUGAGUAUGACUGUCAGCAGUCAUGGAACUGGGCCUGGUUAUAGCCAUACAGUGCCUGCAUCUCAGAAUGUGCCAAUGCAAGGCCAGGGGUCAAUAGGCAAUUAUGUCUCUCGAACAAACAUCAACAUGCAGUCUAAUCCAGUCUCCAUGAUGCACCAGCAAGCAGCAACGUCGCAUUAUAACUCAGCGCAAGGAGGGAGCCAGCAUUACCAGGGGCAGUCCUCCAUUGCCAUGAUGAGUCAGAGCAACCAAGGCAACAGCAUGAUGGGUCAGCGACCCAUGGGCCCUUACAGAGCUUCACAGCAAGGUUCCUCACAGCAGUACAUGGGUCAGGAAGAAUAUUACAGUGAACAAUACAGCCAUGGACAAGGCUCAUCAGAACCUAUGAAUCAGCAGUAUUACCCAGACGGACAUGGUGAUUAUGCCUAUCAGCAGUCAUCCUAUACUGAGCAGAGCUAUGACAGGUCAUUUGAUGACUCUACACAACACUAUUAUGAAGGAGGAAAUUCUCAGUACAGCCAGCAACAGGCAGGAUACCAACAGGGAGCUGCACAACAGCAAACAUAUUCCCAGCAGCAAUACCCAAAUCAACAAAGUUACCCAGGACAACAGCAAGGAUACGGUCCUGCACAAGGAGCCUCUUCACAGUAUUCCAGCUACCAACAGGGGCAGGGGCAGCAAUAUGGAAGUUACAGAGCUUCUCAGACAGGCCCGUCCGCUCAGCAACAGAGGCCUUACGGCUAUGAGCAGGGACAAUAUGGAAACUACCAGCAAUAA